AUGUCCGCUAAAGAGCACAAAGUGUCCACCACGGAACGGCCCGUCAAAGGGGUGCCGUACCCCCCGGGGGCUCGACUGGGUGUGUCGGAGGUGUAUGACGCAGACGGGCGUCCCCGCGUGGACGUGCUGAAGGCACACCUGCUGAAGGAGGGCCGUCUGCAAGAAGAGGCAGCCUUGCGCAUCAUCAAUGAGGGCGCCGCCAUCUUGCGCGAGGAGAAGUGCAUGCUGGAUGUGGAUGCGCCCGUCACAGUGUGCGGUGAUGUGCACGGUCAGUUCUUUGACCUGAUGAAGCUGUUCGAGGUGGGGGGCUCCCCCGCCAGCACCCGCUACCUGUUCUUGGGUGACUACGUGGACAGGGGCUACUUCAGCAUCGAGUGCGUCCUCUACCUGUGGGCUCUGAAGAUAAACCGUCCGGAUGGCAUCUUCCUGCUCAGGGGGAACCACGAGUGUCGCCACCUGACUGAGUACUUCACCUUUAAACACGAGUGCAAGAUCAAGUACUCCGACGCGGUGUACGAGGCGUGCAUGUCAGCGUUCGACUGCCUCCCUCUGGCGGCGCUGCUCAACCGACAGUUUUUGUGCGUCCACGGCGGCCUGAGUCCCGAGAUCAGCAGCCUGGACGACAUCCGCAAGUUGGAGCGCUUCAAGGAGCCCCCGGCUUUUGGGCCCAUGUGCGACUUGCUGUGGUCGGACCCCGGCGAGGACUAUGGCUCUGAGAAGACCCAAGACCACUUUGGCCACAACGGUGUGAGGGGCUGCUCCUACUUUUACAGUUACGCCGCCGUCUGUGACUUCUUGAUGAACAACAAUCUGCUGUCCAUCAUCCGGGCGCACGAGGCUCAGGACGCGGGGUACCGCAUGUACAGGAAGAGCCAGGCCACCGGCUUCCCGUCGCUCAUCACCAUCUUCUCCGCUCCAAACUACUUGGAUGUCUACAACAACAAAGCGGCAGUGUUAAAGUACGAAAACAACGUGAUGAACAUCCGUCAGUUCAACUGUUCCCCGCAUCCGUACUGGCUGCCCAACUUUAUGGACGUCUUCACGUGGUCGCUCCCCUUCGUGGGAGAGAAAGUUACAGAGAUGCUGGUCAACGUGUUGAACAUCUGCUCUGACGACGAGCUCAUGACGGACGCCGACGACGUGGGAGAAGGCGGUGUCCCCGCUGUGCGCAAGGAAGUGAUUCGGAACAAGAUCCGCGCCAUCGGGAAGAUGGCCAGAGUGUUCUCCGUGCUCAGAGAGGAGAACGAGAGCGUGCUGCAGCUCAAAGGGUUGACACCUUCCGGGACUCUGCCACUCGGAGCGCUGUCGGGAGGACGCCGUACGCUGAUAAGCGCAACGGAGGAGGCGGAGGAAGCUCGAGGUGGCGGCGACUUCAAGCCGCCGCGCAGGAUCCAAAGUUUCGAGGAGGCACGAGGCCUGGACCGCAUCAACGAGAGGAUGCCGCCCAGACGGGAUGGCCCCGCCCACGCCUAG
Messenger RNA from Nerophis lumbriciformis (worm pipefish), 1473 nucleotides. Lineage: Eukaryota; Metazoa; Chordata; Actinopteri; Syngnathiformes; Syngnathidae. The record is from RefSeq and is a predicted model, not a curated record.